AAUCAGAAAUUGUGUGGGGAAAAAUAAAUUGUUGAUAGAUCUACAUUUUUUGUUGUUAAUCAAAGUUAAAAAUCAUCGAUUUCUAAAUCGAUAGUAGAAGAGAAGGAAUCUCGGUUCUAUCGUUUUGAGUUUAGACGUUUUAGGUAUAUCUACGUAAAAUCGCCCGCGACUAGUAAUGUGAAAAACAGUGUAGGCUGACUGUACUGUACAUCAUUUAUAGAGUGGAAAUAUUACCUGGUGGUAUUUUACAGCCUAAACAUUAUGUAGCAGUAAAAUCUGGUAGAAGAAUAAAUGGAGUUACCAAAUCAUUAUUUACCUGUACAUGCCUGUCAACAUGCAGGACUGAAGCUCAAUCACCGAUUCAUGUUUGCUGAAUAUGGCUCCUAUAAAAAUGUUGAUACCACUGUAGAUGAUGAAGCCCAGCAAGUUACAAUGUGCCCACAAAAAGGACAGGGCAGUCUGGCAAAUCUUUCUGACGUGGUCCCAACCCUGCCUUUGUUUGAACAUCCUCUGAUGGCAAACUUUUUCUCUUCACUAGACAACUGGAAAGAGUGUGAUUAUAUUAUGGGUGUGAAGAACUUUGUAGAGAACCAGAAUGAUCUUAAAUACUUGGUUACAACUCUGCCGCAUUACAAGACUUUAAUACACAAUAAUCCUGCAGAUAGAUUCUCUAAGGACAUCAUGAGAUUGAAAGAGCUAGUAUGGCAGUGUUGCGAAAACCCAGGCGAACCAUCAAACACUGAGCAGUUUCAAUGUGAUGGGGGCAUGCAGACCAUCAUUUCCAAGUAUUUGAACGUCCAAAAAGCUUACAACAAAUAUUGUUUGAAUGGGUUUAACCCAGAUUUUUCUGGUGGCUUGUUGUCUGUAGUACCCACUACAGAGAGGGACUUCCUUAUUCAUGCUUCAGGCCCCCGUUUCCAGGACAUACGUUUGAGCCAGGUUCUACAUGAGGAAACAAAUGUUGUACCAACUGGCCUGCAGCACAGUCAGUAUUCAUCCAGUGGGCCUGUCUUUCAAGUUGUUAGCAAGUCUUUAACAACACCAGACAAAGUUUUAAUUUGCCUGAGACAGAAACAGAAAUGUGUUUUACUGAGUGUGGACUUAACGCUGAUGUCAUUUGUUGAACAAGCUGACUCAAAUGAUUUGAAAAUAUCAGUGACCUCAACAUCUUUCAGCCCCUACUUGGAGAAUGAAAUCCUAUUGUCUGCUGCUGGUGGCUGUGUUUAUCUCUGGGAUGUUAACUCCACGCCCAGGAAAAUAGUAGAAAAAGCAGCCCGCUUUGAGAGCGUGAAUGAGUGGACCAGUGCAUAUUUUAGUGGACACCCUCGGCAAGUGGUUGUAGCAGAUAGUACAUCAGUGGAGUUGUUUGACCACAGGUCCCAGUUUACCUGUGGCCUGGAACUGUUCACACUGUGUAACCAACUGAAUAAAGCCCACGAGAGAGUGAUGACAGCAGCAGCUCUUGGCUUCCCUUAUCAUCUGGCUGUGACAGACUUCUCCCUCUUUGUUAUGGACCAGAGAUUCACAGCCACACCGGUCCUACAGUUUAGCCUGGAGUCCAUUGCCUCACCACAGUACAUAGAAAUCAUCAACAACAUCAGCAACACUUCAGAAAAUCUGAUUUUCCUGGCAUCGCAGCAACCAGCAGAGGUGAUGUGUUUCCAUGUGAAUGUGCAGCAGGGUCUUGCACCCACCUCUACAGUUCUUCCAUGGAAAGUUUCACCCAUUGGGGAAUUUUAUCACUCUUUAAACACAAGUGACUUUUGGGACUGGAACAGCAUGGAGAGAAGGUUUCAGGCAUCAUUGGCUGGACUGGCAGUCUCUAGACCAACAGAGAAACUUAGUGCCCUCUCAGUUUACCAGUUGGACUCAUAUGGAGAUGUUUUCUGCCAAAGGAUUAGACUAGAUGAGAUGUCAGAGACAAUGAAGGUGACGUCCAGCACAUCAGCUGAGAGGAGGGGGGCCAGUGACAGGUCCAGUAGAUGGGUCCAAAGUUUUGAUGACAUCACCAGGUGCAGGUUCUUAUCUGAGGAUGUGGUCACCAGACACCAUCUACAGGUGCCAUUAGAUGAGAACCUGAUGGACGCCAUUUUCUCUCCGCCUCUAGAUGCCAGUCCACCUGUGAUAAGAUGUGCCACUACCAUAAAGAGGAAGCUGAAGCCUGUAGAAAAACUACCUUGUCAAGGUUUCUCCACACAGUUGCACCUUGCACUGCUCAAGAAUGAAGACAUCAGCGACAUUUUGAAAAACAGGGAGGCUUACCACCAGGAACAGAAGAAGAUGAUGAGACAAAUUGUCUUAGAUGAAAUGGCUAACAAAAAAAGUCACAGGAAAGAAAAAUCAAGGACACCAUCAAAAAGAAAAUCAAAAAUGUUUGUCUGUGAAACACUUGACUCUAGCUCUGAUGAAUAGAACUUUUAAGUAUGGAUCUUCUGAUGUCUGACAUCCAGCAUGGAUGUUCUGAUGUCUGACAUCCAGCAUGGAUCUUCUGAUGUCUGACAUCCAGUAUGGAUGUUCUGAUGUCUGACAUCACAUUUCUGCAGCUAAAUAGCCUUGAGUACUACCUACCCUGCCUUAUCAGGUACAGAAUAUGAUAUUGGUUGAUUCAGCUAGUCAUGUGACUGGUCAUCUGUUUUGUAAAUAUUGGUUGAUUCAGCUAGUCAUGUGACUGGUCAUCUGUUUUGUAAAUAUUGGUUGAUUCAGCUAGUCAUGUGACUGGUCAUCUGUUUUGUAAAUAUUGGUUGAUUCAGCUGGUCAUAUGACUGGUCAUCUGUUUUGUAAAUAUUGGUUGAUUCAGCUAGUCAUGUGACUGGUCAUCUGUUUUGUAAAUAUUGGUUGAUUCAGCUAGUCAUGUGACUGGUCAUCUGUUUUGUAAAUAUUGGUUGAUUCAGCUAGGCAUGUGACUGGUCAUCUGUUUUGUAAAUAUUGGUUGAUUCAGCUAGUCAUGUGACUGGUCAUCUGUUUUGUAAAUAUUGGUUGAUUCAGCUGGUCAUGUGACUGGUCAUCUGUUUUGUAAAUAUUGGUUGAUUCAGCUAGUCAUGUGACUGGUCAUCUGUUAAAUAUUGGUUGAUUCAGCUAGUCAUGUGACUGGUCAUCUGUUUUGUAAAUAUUGGUUGAUUCAGCGAGUCAUGUGACUGGUCAUCUAUUAAAUAUUGGUUGAUUCAGCUAGUCAUGUGACUGGUCAUCUGUUAAAUAUUGGUUGAUUCAGCUGGUCAUGUGACUGGUCAUCUGUUAAAUAUUGGUUGAUUCAGCUGGUCAUGUGACUGGUCAUCUGUUAAAUAUUGGUUGAUUCAGCUGGUCAUGUGACUGGUCAUCUGUUAAAUAUUGGUUGAUUCAGCUGGUCAUGUGACUGGCCAUCUGUUAAAUAUUGGUUGAUUCAGCUAGUCAUGUGACUGGUCAUCUGUUAAAUAUUGGUUGAUUCAGCUAGUCAUGUGACUGGUCAUCUGUUUUGUAAAUAUUGGUUGA
Physella acuta is the source of this 3465-nucleotide messenger RNA. RefSeq names its product TATA box-binding protein-associated factor RNA polymerase I subunit C. Gene Ontology annotation, biological process: transcription by RNA polymerase I. Gene Ontology annotation, cellular component: fibrillar center. The record is from RefSeq and is a predicted model, not a curated record. Gene Ontology annotation, molecular function: RNA polymerase I core promoter sequence-specific DNA binding; protein binding. NCBI's taxonomy places the organism in Eukaryota, Metazoa, Mollusca, Gastropoda, Physidae.